This is a messenger RNA of Pygocentrus nattereri (red-bellied piranha), 7403 nucleotides long. It is a transcript of the gene slit2, whose product is annotated as slit homolog 2 (Drosophila). Gene Ontology annotation, molecular function: calcium ion binding; heparin binding; Roundabout binding. The transcript is spliced from 38 exons. Gene Ontology annotation, biological process: negative regulation of cell growth; retinal ganglion cell axon guidance; negative chemotaxis. Bases 286 to 4872 code for a protein of 1528 amino acids. The record is from RefSeq and is a predicted model, not a curated record. NCBI's taxonomy places the organism in Eukaryota, Metazoa, Chordata, Actinopteri, Characiformes, Serrasalmidae.
CGUGUAGGGCUGCAGGAGCGGCGCUCGAGCGGAACUCUACCGGUGACCGGAGCUUUAACACACGGGCGCGUGUGCGAUCUUCACCGCGUGAUUCCGCAGGAAUGGCCGCGUGAGCAGAAUCUGCAGCUGAAGCCCGGAGAGUGCGUACACACAGGAGCGCGUGCGUUUGCGUUGAGAGUUCGCGCGCGGAGUUUCGUGCUGCAGGAGCGCGCGCGGGAGCGUGUACUGUGCAGGAGCGCGAGCCCGGAGCCCCGCGCUGAGUCGCGCACAGCGCUGCAGGACCGCAUGGCGCGCGCCUGGGUCGCGCCGCUGCUGCUCGCGCUGCUGGUCCGCGGGGCGCGCGCGCAGCUCUGCCCGCCACAGUGCACAUGCGCGGGGCCCGCCGUGGACUGCCACGCGCAGGGACUAAGGAGCGUCCCGAGGGGCAUCACGAGGAGCGCCGAGAGAAUUGACCUCAACAAUAAUAAUCUGACUAAAAUCACCAAGGCUGAUUUUGCAGGGCUCCGACACUUACGGGUGCUGCAGCUGAUGGAGAACAGGAUCAGUGUGAUUGAGAGAGGAGCGUUUCAGGACCUGAAAGAGUUGGAAAGACUGAGAUUAAACAGGAAUAAUCUACAGGUUUUACCAGAACUGCUGUUUCUUGCAACAACUAAACUCUCCAGACUAGAUUUGAGUGAAAAUCAAAUUCAGGGCAUUCCAAGGAAAGCUUUCAGAGGAGCUACAGACCUCAAAAACCUGCAGUUGGACUAUAAUCAGAUUUCCUGUAUUGAAGAUGGAGCGUUCCGAGCCCUGCGGGACCUGGAAGUGCUGACGCUGAACAACAACAAUAUCUCUCGUUUGUCGGUGAACAGUUUUAACCACAUGCCCAAACUCCGCACGUUUCGUCUACACUCCAAUAAUCUGAUUUGUGAUUGUCAUGUGGCCUGGCUCUCUGACUGGCUGCGGCAGAGACCCCGACUCGGUCUGUAUACCCAGUGUAUGGCUCCACCCUCUAUGAGGGGACACAAUGUAGCCGAGGUUCAGAAGAGGGAGUUUGUCUGUACAGAUUUUGACGAAGGUUCUCACUCUCCGUCGUCCUGUAGUGUCCUGCAGUGUCCAGAAUUCUGUACAUGCAGUAAUAAUAUAGUGGAUUGUCGAGGUAAAGGACUCGCUGAGAUUCCUACCAACCUGCCGGAGACCAUCACUGAGAUACGUCUGGAGCAGAACUCCAUCAAAAUCAUACCACCUGGCGCUUUUUCACCAUACAAACGCCUGAGGAGGAUAGAUCUCAGCAAUAAUCAGAUUUCUGAAUUGGCUGCAGAUUCGUUUCAGGGUCUCCGCUCACUAAACUCACUGGUUUUAUAUGGUAAUAAAAUCACUGAACUUCCUAAAGGACUGUUUGAGGGACUCUUCUCUCUACAACUACUGUUGCUAAAUGCGAAUAAAAUAAACUGUUUGCGUGUAGACGCCUUCCAGGACCUGCAGAACCUCAACCUGCUCUCUCUGUAUGACAAUAAACUACAGACAAUUGCUAAAGGCACCUUCUCCUCACUGAGAUCCAUACAGACACUUCACCUAGCGCAGAACCCUUUCAUGUGUGACUGUCACCUGAAGUGGCUGGCCGAUUACCUGCAGGAGAACCCAAUUGAGACCAGUGGAGCACGCUGCACCAGUCCACGACGCCUCGCUAACAAACGCAUAGGACAGAUAAAAAGCAAAAAGUUCCGCUGUUCAGGUGUAGAAGAUUACCGCUCUAAACUGGGAGGUAGCUGUUUUGCUGACCUGGCGUGUCCUGAUAAGUGUCGCUGUGAGGGAACCACAGUGGACUGUUCUGGACAGAAACUCACCAAGAUACCGGACCACAUCCCACAGUAUACUGCAGAACUGCGAUUAAACAAUAAUGAGUUCACUGUGUUGGAGGCAACUGGAAUCUUUAAAAAGCUCCCACAACUGCGGAAAAUUAAUCUGAGCAGUAAUAAGAUCAGUGAUAUCGAGGAGGGAACAUUUGAAGGAGCUGCUGGUGUUAAUGAACUUGUUCUGACUAGCAACCGUCUGGAGAACAUUCACUACGGCAUGCUGAAGGGUCUAACAGGCUUGAGAACACUGAUGUUACGCAGUAAUAAGAUAAGCUGUGUCAGUAAUAGCAGCUUCACUGGUCUGAGUUCAGUACGGCUGCUCUCUCUCUACGAUAACCUGAUCACAUCUAUCGCCCCAGGAGCCUUCGACACACUCCACUCUCUCUCCACACUUAAUCUGCUGGCCAACCCAUUUAACUGUAACUGUCACCUGGCAUGGCUGGGCGAGUGGUUGAGGAAGAAAAGGAUCGUUACAGGAAACCCGCGCUGUCAGAACCCCUACUUCUUGAAGGAAAUCCCUAUACAGGAUGUGGCUGCACAGGACUUCGCCUGUGAGGAUGGUAAUGAUGAGAAUAGCUGUUCUCCUUUGGCUCGGUGUCCAGCUGAGUGUUCAUGUUUGGACACUGUGGUUCGCUGUAGUAAUAAAGGACUGAAGGUUUUACCCAAAGGAAUUCCUAAAGACGUUACUGAACUAUAUCUGGAUGGAAACCAGUUCACCCAAGUUCCUCUGGAGCUCUCCAACUAUAAACACCUCACGCUCAUCGAUUUGAGUAAUAAUCUGAUCAGCACGCUAUCCAACUACAGCUACAGUAACAUGUCUGAGCUGCUAACACUAAUCUUAAGCUACAACAGACUGAGGUGUAUACCAGCAAAAGCCUUCGACGGACUCAAAUCUCUCCGAUUACUCUCUCUCCAUGGCAACGACAUUGCAGUAAUUCCUGAAGGGGCUUUUAAAGACCUUUCCUCUCUCUCUCACCUUGCUCUGGGGGCAAAUCCACUGUACUGUGACUGUGGAAUGCAGUGGCUCUCUGAGUGGGUGAAGAGUGGCUAUAAAGAGCCGGGUAUUGCCCGCUGCGCUGGACCUGCAGACAUGGCAGAUAAACUCCUGCUGACCACGCCCUCCAAAAAAUUUACCUGUACAGGUCCAGUAGAGAUCAUUAUCCAGGCAAAGUGUGACCCAUGUCUAUCAAACCCUUGUAAGAACAAUGGCACCUGCACCAACCACCCCAUAGACUUCUACCAGUGCACCUGUCCUUAUGGAUAUAAGGGUCAGGACUGUGAGGAGCCGAUCCAUGCCUGCAUCAGUAACCCCUGUCAGAAUGGAGGAACCUGCCACCUGAAGGACGGAGUGGAAAACACUCACUGGUGCGUGUGUCCAGAGGGCUUUGAAGGAGAUGAGUGUGAGAUUAAUAUUGACGACUGUGAAGAUAACGACUGUGAGAACAACUCAACCUGCGUAGAUGGAAUUAACAACUACACCUGCCUCUGCUCACCUGAGUAUACAGCUGCUAAUAACAAUGAGGUGGAGAAAGGAGAGCUGUGUGAGGAUAAGCUGGAUUUCUGCGCUCCAGAGUUGAAUCAGUGUCAACACGACUCCAAAUGCAUCCUCGCUGCACGCGGAUACAAGUGUGAGUGCACUCCCGGUUAUACAGGAGAUCACUGUGAGCUGGACUUUGACGACUGUUUGGAUAAUAAGUGUAAAAAUGGAGCACAGUGCAUUGAUGCACUCAAUGGCUACACAUGUGUGUGUCCUGAAGGUUACAGUGGUUUGUUCUGUGAGUUUUCUCCCCCAAUGGUGUUGCCCCGCACCAGCCCAUGUGACAACUACGACUGUGCCAACGGAGCAGAGUGCGUCGUCAAGGAUACGGACCCUGUGUGUCAGUGUCUCCAUGGUUAUGCAGGGGUGAAGUGCGAACGACUGAUUAGUGUAAACUUCAUCGGUGGAGAUGCUUACGUCCAGGUUCCUCCUGAGCUCCUUACUGAGCCGAUCAACAUAACCCUGCAGAUUGCUACAGAAGAGGAUAACGGUGUGCUGCUGUAUAAAGCAGACAGUGGACAGGUUGCUGUGGAGCUUUACAGAGGCAGACUGAGGGUCAGCUAUGAUACAGGAUCGUAUCCUCCAUCAGCUAUAUACAGUGCAGAGACGGUAAACGAUGGCAGUUUCCAUGUGGUGGAGCUGGUAGUAAGGGAUCAGUCUCUCUCUCUCUCCAUCAAUGGAGGAAGCCCCAAAUCGAUCCCAGCUGUAAACAAACCCAACCCAAGACCUGGCACUGCACCGCUGUACAUUGGGGGUGUUCCUCUUCAGUCCGGUGUAUCCUCGCUCCAGCAGGGUUCUGGUGGUAGAAAUGGUUCUAGCUUCCAUGGCUGUAUCCGGAACCUGUACAUUAACGAUCAGCUGCAAGAUCUCUCCCGAUUUGUACUGCGUGGAAGUGUAGUGCCUGGGUGCCAGCCGUGCCAGCACAGCAUCUGUGUGCAUGGGCAGUGCCACGCUACAGGUCACUCAGCAUUCAGCUGUGAGUGCGAGGCAGGUUGGACUGGUCAGCUGUGUGACCAGCAGAUCAACGACCCCUGUCUUGGCAACAAGUGCAUGAGAGGAACCUGUGUGCCCAUAAACUCAUACUCAUACAGCUGCCGCUGUAUUCCGGGUUACGUGGGCGUUCUGUGUGAUGAAGAGGAAAGUUUCACUCCAUGCCAAGCUCUGGCCUGCAAACAUGGCCACUGCCACGUCUCCGGCCUGGGCAAGGCCUACUGCCAGUGCAACAGCGGGUACACUGGGCAGCACUGCGACAGAGAGGUGGCGUGUAGGGGAGAACGGAUCCGAGAUCACUAUCAGAGGCAGCAGGGUUACGCGGCCUGCCAGACCACGGAGAAAGUCUCCCGCCUAGAGUGUAAAGGCAGCUGUGAGGGUGGGGCUACCUGCUGCUCGGCCCUUCGUACCAAACGCAGGAAAUACACCUUUCAGUGCACGGAUGGUUCCUCAUUCGUCCAGGAGGUGGAGAAGGUGGUCAAGUGUGGCUGUACAAAAUGUCCAUCCUAAAAAAACAAAAACAAAAAAAACAAACAAACAAACAAAAAAGAAAUCCUAGCCUUCCCUUACUUGUCUACUUCCUUUUGUUUUUUGUUUGUUUGUUUAUGUUUGUUUAUAUAAAUGUUUUUUUUGUUUGUUUUGUUCAGUGCUGGACUCUAAUGAUUGCUUCCCUCAGAAGAGAAGAAUUAUUGUAAGAUACAGAACCUAUUUUUUAUUAUGAAGCGGAGAAAAAAGGACAAAAAAUAGAUUUUAGUGGCGUUUUCGUUUUUCUUUUUCAUUUGCAGUCACAAUAGAACUGUGAGUUUUUGUUUUUUGUCUAGAACACCUCAGUGAGAAAAAGGAGGGCAAAUACACUUGCCUCCUUUGAUUUUCCACUUUUUUUUUUUUUUUUUUUACUUUUUUAACUUGUCAUCUGCCUUUUUUUUUACGGGUUUUUGGACUGCAAUUGGCACGUUUCACCACGAUGACUGGUCAAAGUGAGAUGUCACCAUAGAGACGGAUAUUGAAAAAACCCGCUUAAACUUAACAAAAAGGUGCCACUUUGAGUAAUGCCAUAGAAGAAGCAUUUUUGGUUCCCUAGAGCAGUCUUUUUCACCUCAAGGUGCACCUAUUUGUCUUUAGAAAGCAAGAAGACCCACAGGAAAAAGAAUUUCAAUGCAGCAAUGUGUGGGUACCAUGAGAAGUCAUUAUGUAAUAUAUCAUUGAACAUAAAACAUACACAGAUUAGACUAACAUAAGCUUAUUUUAUACCUGAAAUCAGGCAAAUUAACCAUUUUUUUCAAUCACAAGUGCGCGGUUAGAACUUUGGGGAAGUGUAUUUUGUUUCUAAAGGCAAGUGGCAAAAAUAGAUAAAGCUGCUUUGUGAAGAGCUUGUAUUCAUUUUGUUUACCAUUUGAAGAGAGUGAUUUUUAUGACAUUUAUGACAGUAUAGAGACCCACGGACCACCAGAGGGUGCCCACUUGUGGUCCGCUGCCCAGUGGUUGGGAAACACUACCCUAGAGAACCUAGUGUGAAAAAGAGAUGAGAGUGAAGAACCUUCAAUUAAUGUGAAGGUUUUUUUACCCAUUGUUGAGCCUAUACAUUAUGUUGAGUUUCUUUAAACUGUAAAAAGGUCCUCCAAAGAACCAUCCAAUUAAAGGUUAUUGGCCAAAAACAACAAUAAAUAGAGUUAAACAUACUAGAACAAUUACAGUAUGUAGCUACAGUAUGUGCCACAAAAUCCUCAACAACAGAGAAUGAUUGACCAUUCAAGACAGUGAAUUCCAUUAUUUUUAGCUAUUCUUUGCACUUUCUGUGUGGUUUGUGGAUGUUUUCACCACUGCAUAGACUGAGUAUACAGAUGACAGUACUGUAUUUGCGGUGUUCUGUGUAUCGAGUUGUGCUUUCAGGUGCUAUCACAUCCAUAGUGGAGAAGUUAUGGCGCAUCUUGAUGCUGCACAUGAACCAAAACCUAUAAAUCCCAUGUUUAUUGUUCCUCAUAGUGAAAUAAGUUGCACGUAGCUGAUAUUUUCACUGUCCUCAAAGUGUUUGAACGUGACCGCCGUAGGAGAGCGAAGAACAUUGUUUUUAAUCACGGUUUCUAAUCUUCAGUACCAUUAACAUAAAAACCAAGGCCUUAGAUUUCGACACUUAUUUUAUUUUAGAUCUUUUUUUUUAUUUUUGGCCAUGUUCCAUGGAACUUUCACAGCAUCCUGGCUCUUUAGGAAACUGAAACUGGUUUCUCUACAGCAUUGUGCAAAUCAUUUUUUUUGGCACCUUUAUUUUUUUAAGAGUGUGGCAUCCCAUUGAACCUCUUUCUGACAGUUUAUCACACAAACACACUCUAUAUGUGAAGCAUUGUGUAUUUAUUGUAUCAGCAGAACCUUCAUAGUACUUAUACUGUAUUUCCCUAUUUUCCCACAUGUAGAGUUACAAGUUGGAGCCUGUUAAUAUAUAUUAAUUUAUAUUCAUCCUCUUAACAAUGUAGAUCACACCUUAGCUUACAGAGUAGAGAAACUAACAUUGUGUUUCUUCAGAGGUUGGUUUGACCAAUUUACUGGAUUAAAAAAGAAAAAAACAAGUAAAAAAAAAAACAAAACAAAACAAAAAACUAAAACCUUAGUGGUGUUCUAAAUCUUCAAAUGUGAAGUGUAUAUUUUUGUUGAAUAUCCUUAAACUUUGUAUGGUGACAGAGAUGUAUUUUACAUUAGAGUUUAAAUGUAUAGCUUACCCCCCAGCUAGAGCACCACUGUGUGUUAGACUGAGAGAGUAGUGUUAGCUUCCAUAGAAGUCCAGAAAACUCUUUUAAAGAUGUUUUUCCUCAAAAAUCCUUUUAACUCUAUAAAUAGAAAAGAAAAACUGUGACUCUUUUUUCUAAAUGAUACUACUUUAAUACCACCCUCUCCUCCCCUAAUGUUAACAUGUUGCUGCUAAAUCGGUAUUGUAGACCCGGGUGAUGAUGAUGAUGAUCAUGAUGAUGUUUAUUGUAGAGGACGGUGCUCCUUCACUGAUGAGCACAUUAUCUUACUGAUCUUUAAAUAAAAAUGUUCCUUCCUUGUUA